Rhizopus microsporus ATCC 52813 is the source of this 1041-nucleotide messenger RNA. RefSeq lists its product as uncharacterized. Bases 1 to 1041 code for a protein of 346 amino acids. Gene Ontology annotation, molecular function: protein binding. The record is from RefSeq and is a predicted model, not a curated record. NCBI's taxonomy places the organism in Eukaryota, Fungi, Mucoromycota, Mucoromycetes, Mucorales, Rhizopodaceae. The transcript has a single exon.
AUGAAUCUGAAAAAUGCAGGACAUAUAAGUCAACUACCCGAAUUGUAUCAUUCCAUGACAGUCCAGACGUUUCAACUCAAGGACAACGGAACGUAUUCACCCAAUUAUUUGAAGUUUUAUAGAAAAUGUGUAUCCGACAUUCUAGAGACAGCAAUAGCCAACGGAUAUAUACUCAAUAGCCGCGACUAUAAUUUGCUACUCAAGCUCUAUGGACGAUCACGCGACUGGAAGGCAGUGACAGACUGUUGGAACGAGAUACCUGCUACUGCUGCAACUGAAGAAACCUUCAACAUAUACAUGAGAGCAGCCAUUCAAUGUAGAAAGCCCGAGGAAGUGUUCAAUGUCUACAGUAAAAUGAUGAAAGUGGGUGUGAGGCCAGAUGUGAACACGUACGGCUUGUUGAUUGAGGCUAACGGACGUAUGGGCAAUAUUAAUGAAGCGGAUAAAGUGUUCUUGGAUCACUUUGUGCCUAAGCGAGCCGAUACAAAUAAAAUGUCCUUUAUCUCGAGAUUAUUGAUCAAGGAGCCCAAGAAUCAAUUUCAUACAGCAUCGGCUGCUCCUCUUCUUCUUCACACUAUACCACCUCGUAGUGUCCUCACACCUACUGUCAAUACGUUUGAAGCACUGAUGGAUGCACAUGGCCGAAAUAAUAACAUACCUGGAUUACACCAUAUCUACAAGACAAUGAUGCCUCAGUAUCAUAUUCAGCCCAACUUGAAGAUAUAUGACACACUUAUCAAAUGGUAUUGCCGUCAUGGAGAUACCGAUGCUGCUCAAAAUGUAUUUAUAGAUAUGGAACAAAGAGGAAUCAAGCCUACAGUGACGUUAUUCAACCACUUGUUCAGAUAUGAAGCAUUAAAGAAGAAUAGGCCAAAGGUGGCUGAAGCAUUAAUAGACUACAUGAAGACAAAAUACGGAAUCAAGCCAAUGCCUUCAAUGUAUACAACCUUGAUCAAGAUACACAACAGACAUAAUCGAGAGAAUGAAGCCAGUAGAUUACAUGAGAUUUAUAAACAGUUAAAAUUAAAUAGAGAACAAUAG